AUGGAUGUGCUGGAGGAGUCGCUGCAGAUAUCGAAGCAGCAGUCAGUGACGCCUUCUGCUUCGGAGAGCAGACGAACUACAGCAGCAGCUCGACGGACGGCGACGAAGCAGCAGCAGAGGCAGACGCCGCCCUCUUUGACCCCGACAGUCUGCUCAACAGCUUUCCUCUCGGCGCCGUCUCUGGCAGCGUCCAGCAGCUCUUCGCCAGCAUCGAUGAAUCGACGCUGGAAUUCACUGCUGGAGGCGGCGGCAGCCACAGCCUUCUUCUUCUCGUCAUCAUCGUCAUCUUCCUCCUCCUCAUCAUCAUUCGAGUCAUCACUCAUCACCUCCUCCUUGAUUUUCA
Rhagoletis zephyria (snowberry fruit fly) is the source of this 343-nucleotide messenger RNA. Lineage: Eukaryota; Metazoa; Arthropoda; Insecta; Diptera; Tephritidae. The record is from RefSeq and is a predicted model, not a curated record.